This is a messenger RNA of Monascus purpureus, 2761 nucleotides long. Lineage: Eukaryota; Fungi; Ascomycota; Eurotiomycetes; Eurotiales; Aspergillaceae. The record is from the annotation of a GenBank genome assembly.
AAAAAGAAGACAUGAACAAUGUAGUUUCUGCCAGAAAUGUAGUUACGGCCACACAGCAUGAAGCUUUGCUUGAUGGGUGUCCAGAGCUAAGACCUGCUGGAGACGCGUUAGUGAUUGAUCCCACCAACAUCCACUUCCGCUUCAUUUCCUCGCCCGUCUAUCUCCAUCACCACCAACCACCUCCAUCUCCAUUCAGGCCCGUUCAUCUUCUUUUCCCUCUCUGUUCCCUCCUUUCUUCCUCUAACUAUCAAGGACAAAGCCUUUUUGGGCUGUCCCUCUUGGGUUUUAUCAAACGACCCCGACAUUCCCCGUGUUCCCCGCCAGCUGGACUAGCGGAUGCAGCUGUCGACCCUGACCCUGGUCCACGCAGCCCAUCGUCAAUCAAUAUCUCCCUAGUAUCCUGUGCCUGCAGUGUGCAUAUUCAAUAUUCGUAUAUUGCACACGCCAUUUCUCCUCUGCGAGACCGCAGCAUUCCUUAUCUCCCCCCAAUCCUGACUUCCUUUCGCGGGAUCCUUCCUCCGGCACGGACAACAAUAUAAUACUUGAUUUCGCCUUGACGGCAAUUACCCGAACGGGGCCAUUCCUCUGGUCCUGCGGGACUCCAGUUUAAGCGGCAUGGGUUCAAUCGCGGACGCGUGUCUGUCCUGUCUGUCGACCGUCGGCAGCUGGUGCCAUCUCCCAGCCUGGCUCAAUCCUGGAGGUCGCUCAAGGGAGGGUUUUUACGAGGCGACGUUGGCGGACAAUGAGAGGGAAGCUGUUUCUGAUUUGCUGGGAUACUUGGAAAAUCGGAAUGAAACCGAUUUCUUCUCUGGCGAACCUCUUCGCGCCCUGAGCACUUUGGUGUAUUCUGACAAUGUCGAUCUUCAACGAAGUGCUAGUUUGACAUUUGCUGAGAUCACCGAACAUGAUGUGCGUGAGGUCGACCGAGACACUCUCGAGCCCAUUCUAUUUCUACUACAGAGCUCCGAUAUAGAGGUACAGCGCGCUGCCAGUGCAGCGUUGGGGAAUCUUGCAGUCAAUGCCGACAACAAGGUGUUGAUUGUCAUGCUCGGCGGACUAUCUCCUCUCAUCCGACAGAUGACAUCGCCUAAUGUCGAAGUCCAAUGCAAUGCCGUCGGGUGCAUCACCAAUCUCGCAACACAUGAGGAUAACAAAUCCAAGAUUGCACGUUCCGGGGCUCUGGGGCCGCUGAUCCGGCUGGCCAAGUCCAAGGACAUGCGUGUUCAGCGCAAUGCUACGGGGGCACUCUUGAACAUGACACAUUCAGUUGACAACCGGCAACAACUCGUCAAUGCUGGUGCUAUUCCCGUUCUGGUUCAAUUGCUCUCUUCUAGUGAUGUCGAUGUACAAUACUACUGCACGACAGCCCUUAGCAACAUUGCCGUCGAUACCGCAAACCGCAAAAGACUGGCGCAAACUGAAUCGCGACUAGUACAGUCUCUGGUCCAUCUCAUGGACUCUUCUACUCCCAAGGUCCAAUGCCAGGCUGCCCUGGCUUUGCGCAAUCUUGCAUCCGAUGAGAAAUACCAACUUGAGAUUGUUCGCGCGAAGGGCCUCCCCCCUCUCUUGAGACUCUUGCAAUCCUCCUAUCUUCCUCUUAUUCUUUCCGCCGUCGCCUGUAUUCGCAACAUUUCUAUUCAUCCGAUGAAUGAAUCGCCCAUAAUUGAUGCUGGCUUCCUCAAGCCCUUGGUGGAUCUUCUAGGUUCAACAGAUAACGAAGAGAUACAAUGCCACGCCAUCUCGACCCUGCGAAACCUUGCAGCAAGCUCUGAUCGCAACAAGGAACUCGUUCUGCAAGCUGGUGCGGUUCAGAAGUGCAAGGAUCUUGUCCUGCGCGUUCCGCUCAGUGUGCAGUCGGAAAUGACAGCUGCCAUUGCUGUACUGGCUCUCAGUGACGAACUGAAGCCGCAUCUCCUCAACCUCGGCGUGUUUGAUGUCCUAAUUCCACUAACUGACUCGGAGAGUAUUGAAGUUCAAGGCAAUAGUGCCGCCGCGCUUGGAAACCUAUCAUCCAAGGUCGGAGAUUACUCGAUCUUCGUGCGUGAUUGGGCGGACCCCAAGGGAGGGAUCCACGGCUAUCUCCAUCGGUUUCUCGCAAGCGGAGACCCGACCUUCCAGCACAUCGCCAUAUGGACUCUUCUUCAGCUGCUAGAAUCCGAGGACAAGAAGCUGGUUGGCUAUAUCGCUCAAUCCGACGACAUUGUUCAAAUGGUCACGACGAUUUCGGACAAAAACAUUGAAUCUGAUGAGGAGGAUACGGAAGAUGGUGAAGGCGAAGUUAUUGCUCUAGCUCGGCGGUGUCUUGAACUCCUUGGGAAGGCCCCGAAGCAGACCCUCGUGGAGGGUUAAGCACGGUCUCUAUAGCCUACUAGUUAAUCAGUCUCUGUGCGUCUCAUUUCAUUUGUGCUGUCACUAAUUCUCCUUAACAAUUUGCUUCUUAGUCCGCUAGGUGUUAACAGGCAUCGUGUUUGAUAUUAUAUUUCUGCCAGUGAGCAUUUGGCGUGCAUGCUAUGAUUCUUUAUUGGGAUUGCUGUUGGUUGACUUUGAGCUUUAUCAUAUAGUCCUUCAUGCUAAUCAUGUACAUGUUAGAUUUUUCCCUUACACUUUUAAUUCAGUGAUACCUACUUUCUUGAUAGUCGACGGUUCACUUGAGUUUACAGACUGGAGUCGGAAGCUGGAUUGUAUUACAGCAAUGUUUACUUUGCCGUCAACUGCUCUUUAUAAUUGAGAUCCCAACACACUACUUGUUGAUUUAACGGCU